Molecule: messenger RNA, 216 nt
Organism: Prorocentrum cordatum
Lineage: Eukaryota; Dinophyceae; Prorocentrales; Prorocentraceae
Source: the annotation of a GenBank genome assembly
AUUCGUCGCGCCGAUGAUGGUGCCGCCAUCGACUGUAUCGGAAAGCAGGCCAACCAGAUGGUCGCGUCAUCCGAGCAGCCGUCGCAGUCCGUGCGCACGUCGAACGACAACCUGCCCAAGCGCGUCGAGACCCGAAUGACGAAAACGGAGGCACGGGUGUCGGUCCACGACGCGAGGAUCGCCAAGCUGGAGGAGCAGAUGCAACAUUUGCAGCAG